AUGAAGGAGCAGCAUGCACAGAGGCAGAAGAGAGCAGGACGAACAGCAGUGAACAGAGGGAUCAAACCACUUGUGAGCCCCCAGGAACAGUCCAUGCUGCAGACUUUCCGUGUCCUUUCCCUGCAGGCCAGGCUGCAGCUGGGCUCGGAGGAGGUGACGCUGCAGUCCCCAGCAGAGCUGCAGCUCAACAACCUGGCAGUGCACGACGUGGAGCUGCUGGUGGAAGACGGCAGGAUGACGUUGACCAUCGAUGGAGUCUUUAACAGCUCCGUGGACAUCGCAGGGCCUGUACGGGAGCUGGACAUCCAAUACGGCCUCUACGCCGGGGAAGCCGCCCUCCCCGCCGGGGGGACGGGCACCCCCGCCCUGCCGUACCUCGCCGAGGCUAGCUCACCCUUCAGAGGUUGCCUGCAUUUGGUGAUAUUCAACGGCCUGGAUGUCCUCUCCCCCCUGUCCUCUGAUGGCAGCUCCAAGAUCUUCCAUCGGGUUCAGGAAGGGUGCACCAUGCAGUUCUCUGCGGAGCCCGAGGACCCCUUUGGGUUCCUGGGGCCACACUCCUACAUCAUGUUUCCCACGUGGGAUGCAAGGGAGGAAGCGACUAUCGAGUUUGUGAUAACGACGAGCAUCACCCAGGCACCCCUCAUCUACCAUGCAGGGCUGGAGAAUGACUUCUUCUACCUGGAGAUCUCCAAUGGGCGCCUGAGAGGGUUUGUUGAGAAGGGGAAUGGCAUCAUCGUCCUGCACAACAAUGUCUUCAUCAGCGAUGAGCAGCAGCACUAUGUCAAAGUCUACAUGGACAUCCACAAGUUUGAGAUACUGAUAGAUUACUACGCCUCAUCCACAUCCAACCGGGGCAUCAACAACUACCUGGACCUUCAGGGAAACCUCUUCAUCGGUGGUAUGAAUGAAAAAGCUCUGCAAAGGCUGAGGGAGCACCAUCUGGCUUUCAUCUCGGUGUGGACCAUGACCAACAACUCGUUUGUUGGCUGCUUGGAGGACUUGCGGAUAAACCUGCAGAGGAGGAGUCUGCAAGAUGCUGUGAUUACGAAGGACAUCACACCAGGCUGUGGAAAGCAGGAGCACUACUGGGACUACGAGGAGGUGUAUGAGCAGGAUGAGGCACUCACCUCCCCGCCUCCAGAUGCCUGGUCAGGAGCACCGGGCCUGGUGGCGGAACCAUGCCAGCCAGACAACAGCUUCCCGCCCGCCUUCACCAACAUCAGCAGGCUGCUGCACGUCAGCCCCCUCAUUGUCUCCGAAGGGGGCACGGCCUACCUGGAGUGGAAACACACCCAGCCAACCGUAGACUUGAGCCUUGCAAACAUCCGGCAGUCCCAAAUCCUCUUUAGCAUCACCAACGAUCCUAGGCACGGCCAGCUGGAGCUGGACAUCCCUGGGUCCAGGAGCAGAAGGAAGUUCACCUUGUUGGAUAUUGUGAAUCGGAAAGUCAGGUACGUCCACGAUGGCUCCGAGGGGCCCAUGGACCAGCUGAUGCUGGAGGUGACAGUGACUGCUCAGCAAGGAGUCCCCGAGUGCCUGCGGCAGGGGCAGACGUACCUGCUGCCCAUCAUGAUCAACCCUGUCAACGAUGCUCCACAGGUGAUCUUUCCCCAUGGAAACCACAUGACAAUCCUGAAGCACACACGAAAACACCUGACCACAGACAUCCUGCAGGUCCUAGAUGAUGACACGUCUUGUGACGACCUCGAAUUCCAGCUGCACGGUGGCCAGCAGAUAGAGGAGGGUUAUGUGGAGUAUGACUUCCACCCUGGAGUGCCCAUCGAAGAGUUCUCCUGCAGGGACCUGGAAGCAGGCAACAUAGUCUACGUGCACCAGAGCGGGACAAACUCACAGCUCACCUUGCAAGUGAGCGACGGCACGGUCCCAAGCCCGAUUGCCACCCUGAGGAUCCUCGCCAUCGACCCUGACAUCCGCCUGCACAACAACACCGGCCUCUUCAUCUCCCAAGGAGCGGCUGCGCACAUUACCACAGCCAACCUGUCAGUGGAGACAAAUGCCAUGAAACAACAGGUCGCCAUCCUGUAUGUCGUCACAGAGCCCCUGAGGUAUGGUGAGGUCCAGAAGCAAGGGAGCAUGGGAGGGGAGUGGAGAAAAGUCGAGUCCUUCCACCAGCAAGACCUGGAGCAAGGGCGCAUCCAGUAUUUUAGCACAGACCCGGAGCACCGGCUGGAAGACGUCAUGGAGAAGCUGAGAUUUGAAGUCCGGGUGGGGCAGAAGGUCUUGCAAAACAACACCUUUCUCAUAAGGAUUAAAAGAGCCACCAUUAAGAUGAGGACCAUGGUCCCCCUCCAGAUGAAGAACAAGCGGCACAGAAAUAUCACCAGUAAGGAGCUGGAGGCAAUGUUGGAAGAUCCAAACUCUGCCCCAGUCCCCUUCCACUACGUGAUAAUCCAGGCUCCCAAAAAGGGAAACUUGGAGCUGCUCGGCAACAGGCUGACUGAAGGCUUUGGAUUUACCCAAGACGACCUGCAAAGAAACCACCUCAGCUACAGCGCAACCAUCAGGAAUUCUCAGCAAGCCGAGGACAUCUUCCAGUUUCGUGUCCAUGCCAGCAAGCAGCACUCUCCCGUUUACACCUACACAAUCAGCAUCGGUGGGGACCCCGACGCGCCAGCUCUGACCAACGUCCUCCUGACUGUGCCAGAAGGAGGGCAAGCAGUCAUCUCCAAGGACCACUUGUUCGUACAGAGCAUGAACAGCAUGGACUACAUCUACGAAGUGAUUGAGGGGCCAGCACACGGGAGGCUGGCCUGGGCUGCGUCCCAUGGCUGGGCCUCCAGAGAAGAGAUCACAGAGUUCACCAACGAUGACAUCCUCCACCGCCGGCUGCUGUACCAGCAUGAUGACUCUGAGACGCUGGAGGACGACAUCCCCUUCGUAGCGACCAGGCAGGGCGAGGGCAGUGCUGAGCCUGAUGCGGAGGAGGUGAGAGGUGUUUUCAGGGUCUCCAUCCAACCCGUCAAUGACCACACCCCAGUCCAGGUGGUGAACAAGGUCUUCAAUGUGGUGCGCAACGGGCAGCACCUGCUGACGACAGAUGACAUCGCCUUCACCGACAAGGACUCUGGCUUCUCCGACACGCAGCUGGUGCUGGCGAGGAAGGACAUUCUGUUUGGCAGCAUUGUGUCCGUCGAUGACAGAAGCCACCAGGUCUAUCGGUUCACACAGGACGAUCUGAGGAAGAAGAAGAUCCUUUUUGUCCAUUCGGGGGCUGACCGGGGCUGGAUCCAGCUACAGGUCUCAGACGGCCUCCACCAAACCACGGCCCUCCUGGAAGUACAGGCGUCAGACCCCUACAUCAAAAUAGUAAACAACACCGGUCUAGUCAUCCACCAAGGGAGCCGAGGGAGCAUUGACUCUUCUGUCCUCAGCCUGGAGACCAACAUGGACAUCAGGUCAGACGAAGAGAUACGGUUUCUGAUAACGACCCCCCCAAAGUGGGGGACCGUGCUGAGAGGGGAGCAGCCGGUCAUGGCUUUCUCCCAGAGGGACCUGCUAGCAGGAGAGAUCUCUUACCGCCACAACGGGAGCAGGAACACCCAGGAUGAGCUCCAGUUCACCGCAGAAGCAAACGAGGUGGCAGUGGAGGACACACUGGCCAUCAGCGUGUUCUUGGACACCCAUCCCAGCCCCCUGUGCAUAGUCAAUCACAAGGAGAUCCACGUCUUCCAAGGCGAAGCGGCUGGGAUCAAGGAUGAGUACUUACUGGUGACCCAUGAAGAGAUCCCUCCCCAAGACAUAGUCUACCUGGUGAGCAGCCCCCCGGCCUCCGGUUUCCUGGCGAUGCUUCAGCACAGCCAAGACUCGAAUGAGCAGCCCAGCCUGGACCCCAUCCAGUCCUUCACCCAGGAGGACAUCAACAACGGCAGAGUCCUCUACCUCCACUCCAAGCCAGAGGACGAGCAUGACCAGUUUGUCGUGGACAUCACGGCCAGCGGUGCAGACCGGCUGGAGGGGGUGGUGGUGAACCUGGCCGUGCUCCCCAUCACCAUCCCCCUGGACGUCCACAACAUCACGGUGCCGGGAGGCGGCUCCGUCACCCUCUCCACAGGCAUCCUCAACAUCCCCAACGCCUACUUCACGUCUCUCGGCGUGGAGCUCAGGGUGCUCGAGCCCCCCCGGUCAGGCUGGGUCCAGGAGAGAUUGCACAAAGCCUUCCUCUGCUGCCUGCGCCUGCCAGCUCCGGGGGUGCAGAGUCCAGACAGGGCUGGGGAGAACAACGGGCAGGGUUCACACCCCGAAGCCAAGACCCCUGGAAAGGACCAGGCAGAUUUGCCCCGAGCAGCUUUUCGGCUGCGGGAAGGGGCCACGGCUGCCAUCGGCCCCCACAUCUUCAGCACUGAGGACGAGGACUCCCCGGCAGAGGAGGUCACCUACUCCAUCCAGCCCCCGGCCAACGGGAAGGUCGUGCUGAAGUCAGCGCCCGGCGCCGAGGUCCGGCGCUUCACCCAGGCCCAGAUAAACAACGGCCUCAUCCUCUUCGUGCACCAAGGGCCCCUGGAUGGGGGCUUCGCCUUCGACCUGUGGGAUGGGGAGAACCUGUCUCCCGGGCACUUCUUCCUCGUCAGGGCCCAGAGAGAGCCGCUCAUCAGCCUGGCCAAGAAGCAGAGCCUCACUGUCUGCCCAGGCUACCCCCACGCCACAGACCCCUCCAUCCUGCUUGCUGCCGAAGGCAAGAGCCAAGUGGACAAUGGGUUGAUUUUCUACCAGCACGAGAUGCCAGAGAAGCCCUUCUGGCUCGCCCAAGAUGCCAUACGUUUCCGUGUGGUCACUCCCACGACCAUCUCGGAUUCCUUCAUCCUUCUCGUGCUGAUCUCCUUCGAGGCCAGGUGUCCCCAGCGAUUGACUCAGCUAUGGAGAAAUGCAGGUCUCCAGCUCGCAAGGGCUCAACGGGCUGAGAUCAACACCUUGGUGCUGGAUGCUUCCAACCUCCUAAGCCAAAUCCCGGUCCCCGAGAGGUCUGCGUACGAUGUCGUCUUCCUGGUGACGGUGCUGCCGGCUCAUGGGCAGCUCUCGGUGGGUGGCACGGCCCUGGAGCGGUCACAGCCUUUCUUCCUGCAGUCAGACCUGGCUGCAGGGCGCCUGGCAUAUGCCCAUGAUGAGGACGGCAUCUCUGAGGACCGCUUCAGAUUUAAGGCUUGGCUCCGGCCCCGGGCGCAGCAGUUGAUCCGUCCUCCGCAGGAAGGGGUGGUCAUCUCUGAAGCUUUCAAUAUAACGGUGACCAGCAGCGAGCCGUCGCGGGUGGUGAGGCAGCAAGAAGUGCUGCGGGUCCCACUGGGCUCUGUGGUGACCUUGUCGCAGAAAUACCUGGAUGUGGCAGACCCAUCAGGUUCCCCAGAGGAGAUGGUGUACAGUGUCCUCCAGAGACCCCUCACUGGCCACCUGGCCAACGUACACAACCCACAGGAGCCCAUCAACCGCUUCACCCAAGCGGAGGUCAACGCAGGCCACGUGGUGUUUGUUACCACCGGGAGCCGUGCCCCGGGGUCCUUAGCCCUGAGCUUCUCCGAUGGCCACCACCCGCCCACCUUGACCUCGCUGGAGGUGGAGGUGCUGCCUGCAGCGAGCACCGCUGCCAGCCCGGUGCUGCUGGAGGUGCCCCAAGACCUGAACAGGGCCUCUGUGUCCCACCACCACCUCCUGGGAGCUGCACAGCCCGGGGCCGGCAAUGCCCUGUACAGGAUCACCAGGGACCCAAGGUUUGGCCAAGUGCAGGUCAACCAAAAGCCAGUGUGGGGCUUCUCGCAGAAGCAGCUGGACCGCGGGGAGGUGACAUUCACCUUCACCGACCUCACCUCUCCCGAGGAUGACUUCCAGUUCCUCGCCAUGUCGCGGGCAGCAAACAGGACCGGGAUAGUGAACGUGACCAUCCGUGCCGCAGUGAAGGCUCGGCAGGGCAGCGUGUGGCCCAGGGGCACCACAGCCAUCCUGGACACCAGCAUCCUUGACGCCAGCGAGCUGGCCAACCGCACCAGGAGCAUCCCAGUCUUCAAGAUCCGCAGGGCGCCCCGUGCCUGCCGUCUCAUCCGCAGGGCGCCCCGUGCCUGCCGUCUCGUGAGGGUCUCCAGGGACCCAGGACAACCCACCACCCUGAUCGAGAAGUUCAGCCAGAGCGAGCUGGAGCAAGGGCUGGUUGGGCUGGAGGUGCUGGAUGCCAGGGAGCCGGGGUACAGCAUUGAGCCCUACAAUGCCUCAAAAGCCUAUGGCGUCACCCUGCUGACAGCCCCCCUGGCACCCUUGCCCCAGGGCACGGAGCGGAGCAGCCCCAACGCCAGCGAGAUGGGGAUGCUCCCCACCGCCUGGCUGGGUGCCGGUGCAACUACCAGCCCCAGCCCCGAAGAGGGGGGCACCUUCCUCAGCUUCGUCGAGGCCAACAUGUUCAGCAUCAUCAUCCCCAUCUGCCUCAUCUUCCUCCUGCUGGCUCUCAUCCUGCCCCUGCUCUUCUACCUGCACAAGCGCAACAAGACGGGGAAGCACCACGUCCAGGGCACCCCCGCCUCCAAGGCCAAGAACGGGGCCGUGUCGGACCAGGAGACCUUCCGGAGGACGGACCCCAACCAAGGCAUCCCCCUCAUGACUGUCAAUGCCCUGGAGGGCAAGGGCACGGGUCCCCCACCCCAAGGCACGGGUCCCGGGGCGCCGCCAGACCCCGAGCUCCUCCAGUACUGCCGGAAUUCCAAC
Messenger RNA from Opisthocomus hoazin, 6702 nucleotides. The record is from RefSeq and is a predicted model, not a curated record. NCBI's taxonomy places the organism in Eukaryota, Metazoa, Chordata, Aves, Opisthocomiformes, Opisthocomidae.